AUGACGUCAAACCAAGAGCUUAAGAAAGCAUACAGAAAGAUGGCGAUGAAAUACCACCCAGACAAGAAUCCGAAUGCUGGAGAUAAAUUUAAGGAGAUUUCACAUGCAUAUGAAGUAUUAUCAGAUCCUAAAAAGAGACAGAUUUAUGAUGAGGGUGGGGAACAGGCGAUUAAGGAGGGAGGAGGGAGAGGGGGAGGAGCAGGGUUCAGUUCUCCAAUGGAUAUGUUUAACAUGAUGUUUGGCGGAGGAAUGGGAGGAAACGGCGGAAGACAAUCAAACAAAACUAAACCUAUGAUUCACAAACUAUCUGUUAGCCUGGAGGAACUAUAUAAUGGAAAGGUGCGCAAGCUUGCCGCGUCCCGUGAUAUCCAGUGUACAGAUUGUGGCGGGAAAGGAGGAUCCAACGUGAAAACCUGCCAGGGCUGCAAGGGCCGAGGAAUGAAGAUUCAAACAGUUCAAAUGGGUCCAGGGAUGGUUUCACAAUCUCAGGCUAUCUGCUCGGACUGUGAUGGGCGGGGAGACAUUAUUCCUCCCUCUAGUAGAUGUAAGAAUUGUAAAGGAAAACGAACAGUAAAGGAGAAGAAAGUUAUUGAAAUGACCAUAGAGAAGGGAUGUCCAAGUGAUUUUAAAAAGAUUUACUACGGAGAGGUAAAGCAACAUUUUUCUUAUACAAUGGGAACCAAAGAUCUAUGGAAUAGAAAUACGACUAUGAGAUACUAUUUUUUAAUUGAUGAAACAUUUAAUCAAACUGAACACACAACCUUCCAGCGACACGGGAAGGAUUUAACGAUGAAGAUGGAUAUAGAUGUUAGUGAAGCACUCUGUGGAAUGACAAGAUUAGUUAAAACUUUAGACAACAGAACACUGUGCGUGGUAACCCAGCCUGGGGAGGUGAUCAAGCAAGCUGACAUUAAAUGUAUUCCAAGUGAGGGAAUGCCAACACAUAGGGAUCCCUUUAACAAGGGUAAACUAAUUAUUAUCUUCAACAUUAAUUUCCCUGAAAAACUGGAUCCAUCAACAGCUAAGAAGAUCGCUGCUCUUCUACCUAAAGUUACAAAACCCGAAAUUGAAUCAAAACUUCACAUGGAUUCUAUUUUUGCAUGA
This is a messenger RNA of Eurytemora carolleeae, 1104 nucleotides long. RefSeq names its product dnaJ homolog subfamily A member 1. The record is from RefSeq and is a predicted model, not a curated record. Gene Ontology annotation, biological process: protein refolding. Gene Ontology annotation, cellular component: cytoplasm; cytosol. Gene Ontology annotation, molecular function: Hsp70 protein binding. Lineage: Eukaryota; Metazoa; Arthropoda; Copepoda; Calanoida; Temoridae. Bases 1 to 1104 code for a protein of 367 amino acids. The transcript is spliced from 15 exons.